AUUCGGGUGGGUGAAAAUUGCUUUGUUUUGGAAUCCUUUGUAAAAUUGCCGAAAUGCGCAACAGUUGAUUUUAGUUAAGGUUUGGUUGAACCUUUUUGAGAUUUAAUUGUUUUUUAAGGCUGAAUGCGUUCAAAACUUUGUUUAAAAUGUUGGAUUGAAAGUUUAUGGUAACUUUUUUGGUUAUUAAUCCAUGACGUGAUAAUGCGAGCAUUCCACAGAAAAUGUUCUGUUUAGAGUGACAGUGCAAAAAUCAUUGCUAAAUUGAUAUUCCCAAAAUACAUCACCAACCACUCCGAGCACCACAAUGACGUUCACGCGGCCUUCAAUUCCAACAUGUGCGGCACACCUGGUGCUAGCCGGAAUAACCGGCUGGUCGCUAAAGCAGCUUCCCGCGACCUCCAACUCAGCCACCAGCGGCGUCCCAUUCAUGUUCAUGCUGCUAAUCUUCCUGCUGGUGCACAGCCUGCUCGGAAUCUUCCGCCACAGUCAUCCGGAUCCGCACGCCAACCUGCGCAAACUGUACGAUCUUUCGGCUCUGCUAACGAUGCUGUGCCCGUUGCCACUGCUGAACACGCAACUCUACCUCAAAUGCCAACCGAUGCUUGCGACUUCGUUUCUACCUCUGGUCUACGGCUAUCUGUUGGUAAGUGUGUUGUACCUUUCACGGCCGGAUUCGUCUACUCGUCGAUAAACCAACGGCACAAAAGUGGCUACGUGACCACGGCGAUGAACCUGCUGAAUUUGGCAGUUCUCACGUGGUUAUCGUGCAGCUUCGAAAACCUGUGGGGCCUCGGGCUGGCCGUUUCGUACGGAAUGAAACUGUUUGCCCUGCCACGGUUGGCCGAGCGGUACAGCGUCGUUGAUCUGUACAUUUACGGGUUGGGAUUUUUCGAAAUCUUCGCCAUUAACGUAGUGAUCGAUGCGGAACUGUACCGAGAGGAAAUGGGCAUCCGGUAAUGGGGAAUAAGAAAGGCAAGCUGUUGAGUUGACACCGAUUCCAGGACCACAAAUUGUAUAUUAUAUAAGAUUAUUGACAGUUUAAGAGAUUUAUCA
Molecule: messenger RNA, 1053 nt
Organism: Culex quinquefasciatus (southern house mosquito)
Lineage: Eukaryota; Metazoa; Arthropoda; Insecta; Diptera; Culicidae
Exons: 2
Coding region: 305-691 (128 amino acids)
Source: RefSeq, a predicted model, not a curated record